Molecule: messenger RNA, 5421 nt
Organism: Sardina pilchardus (European sardine)
Lineage: Eukaryota; Metazoa; Chordata; Actinopteri; Clupeiformes; Clupeidae
Product: NACHT, LRR and PYD domains-containing protein 12-like
Exons: 16
Coding region: 1-4305 (1434 amino acids)
Biological process (GO): intracellular signal transduction
Molecular function (GO): protein binding
Source: RefSeq, a predicted model, not a curated record
AUGGGGAACCGUAAUGCUUGUGAUAGCGGUGUACCAAGGAAGCUUGUGUCGGAUGACAUGACGGCGGUGUUGCAUUCCCUUAUCCGCUCUGCAGAGGAGAACCAAGAUGAAGAUGACGAUUUGCCAGCAUGGGAUAGUGAUAUGGCGACACUGUUGCUGUUGGUUUGUCUUCUGCCUCCACCACCAAGUGGGAAGAAGAGAGUGGUGAAGAUCACAGUUCUGGAAGCUAUGAAACAUGUAGUCAGGUUUCACAAGUCAUGCCGCAGCCUUCAGGAGAUCACAGGUUCAGACGAGAUGAGGCAACCCUACAUUCUUGCAGUUGGGACGGCAAGAAACAACAUCCAUGACUUCUACAUUGUGGUGGAUGCGGACCCAUAUAAUAACCCCAAGGACCUCCCACCACAACUUAGUUCACCAACGGAGCUGAGAGAAGGCACAGGCAACAUCAGAUAUCAGAGGAAUAAUGUGGUCAAGAUGGUACAAGAUAUGAAUGAUAUAUCUGAUGCUGAUUUUGACAUCAUCUUGAAUACCAUUAUGUCUGUCACUGGUCAGGAACGCAAGGAAGACAUAAGGGCUUCAAGACACCAAAGGCUGCGAGACACAUUAGAUGACCUAUCUGCUGCCAACUUCAAGAGGUUCAAGCAUACUUUGAGAGACCAGUUUGGAAUCCCAUGGGGAUCUCUAGAAAAUGCUGACCAGGUUGACACAGUGCACCUAAUGGAGCAAAAGUACUGUACGGAAACAUGUGGGGAGGUCAAGGUCAUGAUGGACAUCUUAACAAGCAUGGGUCAGAAUCAGCUGGCUACAGACCUGCAGAGGGACAUCAAGAAAAAGCCCACACCUAUUGAGAAAGUCUUACAAGCCCACAAGAAGCGCAUGAAGGAGCAGUAUGGCUCUGUCUUUGAGGGACUUGUGCAAAGAAAGGAACACAAAAUGCCCCUCAACAGGAUCUUCACCCAGCUGUACAUCACAAAGGGAGAGAGCGAAGAGGUGAACAGCGACCAUGAAAUCUGGGAGAUUGAGACAGCAAACAGGAAACAACAAAGGCAACACACAGCGGUUAGCAUCAAUGACAUCUUCAGAGAUAAGCAGAGGCACAUCAGAAUAGUGAUGACCAAAGGAGUUGCGGGUGUUGGAAAGACGGUGUCCGUGCAGAAGUUUAUAGUCGACUGGGCAGAGGGAGUAGCCAAUGAUGAUGUGAACUUCGUCAUAUGUCUUCCCUUCAGAGAACUGAACUUGCUCAAAGACGAGGAAAACAGUCUUCAGGAUCUUGUGCUCGAUAUGUAUGAUGAACUUGAACCACUGAAAGACACAAAUGCCUUCAAGGAGUCGAAGGUUGUGUUCAUUCUCGAUGGUCUCGAUGAGAGCAGAUUUCCACUUGAUUUUCAGAAAAACAAACCUGUGUACAACAUUCAAAAGAAAGCAUCACUGGAUGCUCUCAUGACUAACCUCCUUAAGGGAAACAUUCUUCGAUCAGCUUUAGUGUGGAUAACUUCACGGCCAGCGGCUGCCGAUCUGAUCCCCUCCGAUUACAUCGACCAGUUUACUGAAGUGCGUGGAUUCAACAAUGCACAAAAGGUGGAGUACUUCCAGAAGAGACUUGUCAAUAGUCCCAAGGCAGACAGAAUCAUCACACAUGUCAAGACAACAAAGAGUCUUUUCAUCAUGUGCCAUAUACCUGUCUUCUGCUCCAUCACCGCCACUGUGAUGCAGGACAUGAUGGAUCAGGGAAACACUGAGGAGAUUCCCAAAACCCUCACGGAAAUGUAUGUCCACUUCCUUUUCACACAGCUCAAGAUGUCAAACCACAAGUUCGUCGGAAAUAAGUUGUCAGCCCGGAGAGCUUUUCUCGCUGAACACAAGGACGGUAUCCUCAAGCUGGCAGAACUGGCUUUCCGCAAGCUGGAGGGGACAGAGGGUUCGAUCCUGUUUUACGAAGAUGACCUGAAAGAGUGCGGUAUCAAUCCGGAAGACGCGUCUGUCCUGUGUGGUUUGUGCACGGAAAUAUUCAAGGUGGAACCUGUGAUGUUCCAGAAGAGGUUCUACAGCUUUGUGCACCUCAGCAUACAGGAGUUCCUUGCUGCCCUCCAUGUGUUCGCCUCCUUCAGGAGCAAGAACAUGGAGGCACUGAAACCCUUUCUUGAGAAGAGACCAAAGAAAGUGUUCUUGUACCUACUGCUGAAGAGUGCCAUAACCAAUGCCCUCAAGAGCAAGAAUGGACACCUGGAUCUCUUUCUCCGCUUCCUAGUGGGACUCUCUGUGGAUUCCAACCACUCCUUCUUGGAAGGGUUGUUGCCAGAUCCCGUGGAGGAGGACAAAAAAGACAACGAAAAGAGCAUGGAAUUGGUGAUCGGGCACGUCAAGUCUUUGGUGCGAGAUAAACUCUCCCCCGAAAGAUUCAUAAACCUUAUGAACUGCCUGACGGAGAUGAAGGACGACUCCGUCCACAAGGAGCUUGAACGCUACUUGCAGUACGAGAAGUCCCCCGAAACAGAGCUCACGUCCGCCCACUGCUCUUCUCUGGCCAACAUGAUCCUGCUGUCAGAGGAGCCACUGGAGGUGUUUGACCUUGAACGCUACAAUUUGGGAGACGAGGGGAAGGCUGAAAGGCUGCUGCCGGCUGUUAGAUGGUGCAAAAAAGCCAGGCUUACUGAAUGCAAGCUCUCGGCUAAUUGUGGGGAGAUAGUGGCCUCAGCUCUCAAGUCUGAGCACUCACCUCUAAGGGUGCUUGACCUCAAAAGGAGCUACCUCACAGAGCCUGGGCUUAAGGCGGUCUGCUCCGGACUCACAAUCCCUCAUUGCAAACUGCAGUCUCUGAGUCUGGCCGGUUGCAGGCGGAACAUGGACUUCACGUGUGAGGUGCUGGGAAAGGCUCUCCUGUCCGUCAACUCCCACCUCACAGAGCUGGACCUGAGCUGCAACAUGCUGUGCGGCCCAGACAUGAGAGCACUCACCUCAGGACUCAAGAGUCCCGCCUGUAACAUUGAGAAAUUGAGGUUGCGGAGUUGCUCACUUCGUGACUCUGGUUGUGAGAUACUGGCAAGUGUUCUUCGAUCGGAACCAUGCAGCCUGACAGAGCUGGAUCUAAGGGACAACGUGCUGAAUGACACAUGCAUCAAACUGCUGUCUGAGGCCAUGAAGUCCCCACACUGUCACCUGGAGAAACUGAGACUGUCAGCCUCCAACCUCACUGAGGCAUCCUGGAGGUGUUUGAUGUCAGUCUUCGAGGGGGAGCUGGACCUGAGUGAGAACAGGCUGCUGAUGUCAGAGCUGGAGCAGCUGUCGGCAGCACUGAGGAGCCCAGACUGCAGAGUGAACACACUCAGGUUGAAGCACUGCUGUCUGACAGGCGACCACUCUUUGGUCAAGUUCGGCCAGAUUUUGGCUUCAGUCCUCAGUUCAGAUGGGUCCCAUUUGAAGGAGCUGGACCUGAGUGAUAACGACCUGCAGGACUCAGGAGUGGAGCUGCUCUCCUCUGGACUACAGAGCCCACAAUGCACACUGGAGAUACUGAGGUUGUCUUUCUGUGGCGUGACUGAGAAAGGCUGUGAGUUUCUGGCUUCUGCACUGAGUGCAAACCCCUCCUACCUGAGAGAGCUGGACCUGAGCUACAAUCACCCAGGAGAGGCUGGAGUCAAGCUGCUCUCUGAAAGAAAAGACGACCCAUACUGCAAACUAGACACACUCAAUGUGGAGAACAAUGCAGAGUGCUGGAGGAAGUCAGGACUCAGGAAAUACGCCAGGGCGCUGACGUGGAACACUGACACCAUGAACAAGCAGCUCUUCCUCUCUGACGAGAACCAGAAGGUAACGUGCACGGCCCAGGAACACGACUAUCCACCCCACCUGGAGAGGUUUCACACGGUCGAGCAGGUUCUGGCCAGCGAGGGGUUCUCCGACCGCUGCUACUGGGAGGCGGAGUGGAAAGGGUUCCGCGUCUACCUGGGCAUGGCGUACAAAGACGUGGAGAGGAAAGGGGGCGGCGGCCGCCUCGGACACAACGACAAGUCCUGGGCUCUGCGCUGCUACUAUGACGAAACGGUCAAAGGUUUUCCCGUGAAUUCUUACGCGGCUUGUCAUGAUAGUGGCGUAAAGUUGAUCGAAUCGCCCGGGAGCGACGCCACGCGUGUCGGAGUGUUCCUGGACUAUACGGCCAGCACGCUGUCCUUCUACAGCAUCUCCUCCGACAGCUUCACCCACCUGCACACGUUUGAACACAGAUUCACUGAGCCUCUCUACCCAGGAAUCCGGUUUGUGUCCGAUUUUCACACAGAGGAUAGUGUGUUGCUGUGCAAGAUAGAAUAGGCCUGAAAAUUAAAUAAUGGAGGAUGGUUUCCUUGCUUGAAAAUCUACAUCUGACUAGGUGCAUAGUUAGAAAGUUAAAUAUAGCAUUAAGUGUAGCUUACUCAUUGAUUAAACACAGCUUCAUGUGCACCCAAAUCAAAAUAAAGUCUACUAAAUUUAAAUUGCUAAAUGUGCUGGGCAAAUGUUUGUAUGUUAUGUUAGACCAGACACGAUGACACCUCAGAAUUUAGAGAAAAUUGUAGCGAUUGUACUUUUUUAAAUCCAUGUUUGAGAAUCAUAAUGUUUUUACAAUACUAUCAAAAUAAGAACACUGGAAGAAUUGUCUGAUUUUUAAAUCCUCUUUAAAAUCAUGUACUGUAUUAUCCAAAACUCGCUUCUAUCAACUUGUGAUUUGCUCAUCAAAAUGUGCGCUUGGAGAGCAGGUUAAUCAAUUACAGCUGAUGCUUUUAUCCAAAGUGACUUACAAAAGCGAAACAAUCAACGUACAAUGUGUCAUGUACAUGUUUGUGCAGCAUUAAAUAAAUAAUAAGACCAUCAGUUUAUCAGCCAAGUUGCUCUUCCUCAAGAAAUGGAAGUGAGUCGCAGCUGUGUCUUCUUCACCAGUGUGGUGGUGUUAGUGUUUCAGUACCGGGCAUCAUCCAUGUGUAACAGGGAAGCUACACCAGCUGCGUAACUGAAGUGUUCUGUUCGCGAAGCGUAAAAUGCAUUUUUAAUUAGAUGAAAAACUUAAAAAUCUCAAGGUAUAGCUGACUGCCUCAAAGUGCCUGAAAAGGCCCCGGACCUCCAAGUGUUAACUGCUGCAGCAUACGUGUCGCGAACAGAACGCAUCAGUUAUGCGCCUGGUGUACUGUAGCUCCCCUGUAAGCCCAGGAAAUUAAAUUGUGAGACUCUCUCCAGACAGGUUCCUGUUUAUGUGGGAUGUGGAUUUCUUCCCCCUGAGGUGGAUGAUCAGCUUGGUGGUUUACUAGUGUGGUCAAAACACGGUUACAUUGGCUGAUGCUUUGUUGUGGUGAAACCCAAACACGGGGUACAGAACUGGAUAUUUUCUGUAGAUUUGUUGUAAUCUGUCAUUUUUGUCAGUUGUUAAACCUGAACUAAAAUGUUUAAUAAAAGCAA